AUGGGUGUUCCCUCUCUGUUCAGAUGGCUUCAGCUUUCACAUAGAGAAUCCAUUCACAACAUAUCAGAAAAGCCUUCUGUCGAUUGCCUGUACCUCGAUUUCAAUGCAAUAAUACAUACAUGCAUCAAGCCAGGAAUAGGAUCGUAUGAUGAAAUAGAAAAGGAUCUGCAUAGCACUGUUGGUGACUUUAUUGACCACAUGCUGAAUAAGGUGAGACCAAAGAAGUUGUUGUACAUAGCAAUAGAUGGUGUUGCACCAAGAGCCAAACUGUCUCAUCAACGAGCUCGCAGGUAUAAGUCUGCACUUGGAAAAAAAGAUGGAGGAGUUAUAAUACCAGCAAUCAAAGCAAACUUGAUUCCAACAGCAAUGCAAAAAGUCAAGAAGGGAGAUAUUGCAGACGAAGAGUUUACUGGCGAAAGCUCGUUGUAUGACAAGUUUGUUGCAGAGGAGCUUUCUGACGAGUCAUCUGAGACUGGAAUAUUUGAUCUUAACUGCAUUACACCGGGAACAGAGUUUAUGGAGCGACUGCAUGCAGUUUUAAUCUCAUACAUCCAGCACAAGCUAAGCAAUGACAUUGAGUGGUUAAACAUUAACAUUAUAUACUCAAGUUACCUAGUUCCUGGAGAAGGAGAACAAAAGAUAAUGAAUUUCAUAAGAGCCCAGGAUGUAGACUCUAAGAAAGAUGUGCAUAUGAUAUACUCUCCAGAUGGUGACUUGAUUUUCCUCGGAUUGUCACUUUAUCACAACAAAGUACUUAUUAUGAGAGAUCACUUCAGCCCAAAUAAGGAGCGAAGCAAAAGAAUGUGUAGUAGAUGUGGUAGAACUGGGCACAACGAUGAUGAGUGUGGAGUGUUCACAAACUACAACUUUGUGUAUGUAAACAUACUUGAGCUCAGGAUCAGAAUAAUCAAAGAAUUCAAAAGACAGAUAAGCCAUCGGUUUGAUGAAGAAAGUAUGCUGAACGACUGGAUAUUCUUGUGCUUCCUACUUGGAAAUGAUUUUGUACCGUCUCUUCCGUGCCUUGAGAUCCGAUUCCAUUCAAUAGAAACACUUUCUGAAGUCCUUGUCAAAAACUUUGCAGAGACAAAAGCAUACAUAACUAGCAAUGGGCCUAUCAACUAUCCAAUUCUCAGGAAUUUCUACCGCAUCCUUUCUAAGAGAGAAGAUGAUCUUUACUAUCGAAAAUCUCAGUCACUCGAUAGGUUCCGUGAGGAAAUAAAAAUAGUACCGGAUGUUCCAUAUGAAAAGAUCCCAAUACACACAAAAGCUGGGAAGAUUCAAUACUACUCAUCAAAGCUGAAUGCACAUACUGAAGCAGAUAUACGGAAUGCGUGCUAUGAAUAUAUCAAGGGACUUACCUGGAUAUACUCGUACUACAUCUUUGGAUACACAGGAUGGGAUUGGUAUUAUCCAUAUCACUUUGCACCUCUUGCAACAGAUCUAGCAAAGGUAUUUGUUGAAGACAUCAGCAUUCCUCCAGGCAUUCCUCUCAGGCCCAUUGAGCAGUUAUUGGUUGUUUUGCCUCCAAUGAGCAAAGACAUGGUUCCUAACAGCCUGCAGUUUGUAUAUGAAAAGUACAAAGAACAUUAUCCAAAGGAUGUCAAGACAGACAUGUUCGAUAAGGUCCAUGCGUGGCAGGAGAUUGUGGUGUUGCCAUUCGUAGACUUUGGGAGCAUUCUUUCAGAAAAUUCAUUGGUAUUCAAUACACUUCCAUAUGAAGAUCUGUCUAGAAAUAUUAGAGGAACUGAUCUGAUUUUUUUGAAGGAAGCAAAGGCUGUUGAUACAAUUAUGGGCAUGUAUAUGGGACUAAAGCCGAGCUGCUUUAUAAAGAGUCGUGGAUACUCAGGCACAGUCACUCCAUAUGCAUUCGCAAGCUUCCCUGGCGAUCAUCUACAAUACAAUGGAAAUUCUUUUGUUAAUAAGGUUGUUGUAAGCUCAAUUGAGACAAAUCAUUCGAAAUCUAGGAAUUAA
Molecule: messenger RNA, 1971 nt
Organism: Ordospora colligata OC4
Lineage: Eukaryota; Fungi; Microsporidia; Ordosporidae
Product: 5'-3' exonuclease
Exons: 1
Coding region: 1-1971 (656 amino acids)
Biological process (GO): nuclear-transcribed mRNA catabolic process
Cellular component (GO): nucleus
Molecular function (GO): 5'-3' RNA exonuclease activity; RNA binding; zinc ion binding
Source: RefSeq, a predicted model, not a curated record